Molecule: messenger RNA, 930 nt
Organism: Sporothrix schenckii 1099-18
Lineage: Eukaryota; Fungi; Ascomycota; Sordariomycetes; Ophiostomatales; Ophiostomataceae
Product: mannosylphosphorylation protein
Exons: 4
Coding region: 1-930 (309 amino acids)
Source: RefSeq, a predicted model, not a curated record
AUGCGUCUGAACUGCAUGAUCCACUGUGCCCUUGUCGGCACGACCCUGGCCGACGCCGACUUCAACUCUGUACGCCGGCGACUGCACAAAGACAUGAGCGGACGAGGAGGCGAUCCACCGGGAAAAUAUUUUCGUGAGUUGCCCGUUGACGACCCUUUCGAAGAUAUUGAUAAUGGGCUAAUACGCUACCUUAGACGAAUCUAUGUGAGCAGCUUCCACCCACACUACGACGGCCGGUAUGUAUUGUCUUUUGGUUUUUGGCUCGUCCCGUCGGCUAACCUCCCAAGCUUUGCCGACCGCGUCCUAGAAUACAGCGAGCAGAAACGGGCACUCAAGAGCCUCAUUCAGACAUACCUGUCCACCUUUGCCGACAUUGGUGUCGAGACCUGGCUCAUGCAUGGCUCGCUGCUCGGCUGGUGGUGGAAUCGGCAGAUUAUGCCGUGGGACUCGGACAUUGACGUGCAGGUCCUCGAGCCCGGCAUGUACUACCUCGCCGCCUACUACAACAUGUCCGUCUUCCAUUACAAAACGCCUCGGCUGCCCGACGGCCGCGACUACCUGCUCGAGGUCAACCCUCAUUACACCAACCGCGACCGCUCAGACUGGCUCAAUGUCAUUGAUGCGCGCUGGAUCGACACGGAGACAGGGCUGUUUAUUGACAUUACGACGGCGCGCUACGACCCCAGCCAUUCGGCCGGCGAGGGUGUGCUUACGUCCAAGGAUGGCCACGAGUACCGCGACACAUACCUCUACCCGUUGCGGGACACCAUGUUUGAGGGCGCGCCUGCCAAGAUCCCUUACCGUUUCCGGGAGAUACUCGAGGCCGAGUACGGUGCCUCAGCGCUGGUCAACAAAGACUUUCACGAUCAUGAGUUUGACGACGAAAAAAUGGAAUGGGUACCGAAGAUGAUGAUGAACAAGAACAGCUAG